Molecule: messenger RNA, 2412 nt
Organism: Osmia bicornis bicornis
Lineage: Eukaryota; Metazoa; Arthropoda; Insecta; Hymenoptera; Megachilidae
Gene: OstDelta
Product: dolichyl-diphosphooligosaccharide--protein glycosyltransferase subunit 2
Exons: 11
Coding region: 103-2055 (650 amino acids)
Biological process (GO): protein N-linked glycosylation
Cellular component (GO): oligosaccharyltransferase complex; membrane
Source: RefSeq, a predicted model, not a curated record
GAAUGAAGGACCGUCCACUUUUUGGUACACGCGCAAUGGAGAAAGAGCCAUUUUGUUCGAAGAAACAACGUGGCAGCCGGUGUGCCCGGUAUUCUUGUAACCAUGAAUAUUCGCCUACUAUUAUUAAUUACCGUCACGUAUGUAACUGUCUGCCUCUCAGCGGUAGAAUUACUACAGUCAACAAAUUCUUACUUAACAAAGGCUGAUAGUGCGCAUUUAAAGAAAAUUCUUGAACCAGGUUUAACAUCAAAUGAUUUAUCAUUUGUAUACUAUGCUGUCCAUGGUUAUGGAUUUCUUGGAGAAGCUUUACCAAACAAGCAGGCCAUCUGUGAUUAUCUAACAAAAGUUACAGAAGGUGACAAUCUUACAACUGAGAAUGCAUUUUACAUUGCAUCUGUAUGGAAAACUAUUGGAAGUUGUAAACAAAAACCUGCAUCAUCUGUUGUAAAGGUACUUAUGAGUACAAUAGAAAAAGAUACUUCCAGUAUCAUGGAAUUAUAUUAUGCAGUAGAUGGACUGACUGCUUUAUCCGAGAAAUUGCCGCGCGACAAGGUUGACAAAGUAAUCAAAGCAGUACAAAGUACUCUCCAAAAAGAUGACAAUUUAUGGAACCUAGGUUACACUUUUCACAUCGCCUCGGAUCUAGGAACAAGUGGUUCGUUCGCGUUGAAUCGUAUCGAAGAUGCAAUUAUACAGGCUGACGAAGUAGAUGGACAAUAUUUACAAUUUGAAGGUGGUCUUUCCGUGACUAGUUUCUUAGUAAAUGGUAUAUUUAAACUUUCCAACACACUGAAGAAGAAACAACCAUUAACGUCUCAGCAAACUGUUAAACUGGCUAAUUAUCUUCUGUCACGUCGUUCCGUACAGACACCAAGAGGUGUUACCAAUUUACUCUCAGCGUUAACGACUUUAGCAAACAAUGAUUACGAAAAGCCAAUCUGCGUAACGCUAGCCAACGAAGGAAUUAGCAUUUCUACUCGGCAGCCUUCGGUCACUGUGAAAGUUUGCGACCUUCUUGGCAAUCCGCUUGUCAGCGUACCGAAAGUGGUCGCGAACUCGGCAACGAGAGUCGGUGACGACGUUGCCAUUUUGAGUAAAGAAAAUUUCCAGCCCUCACCAAGCGACAAAACGUUGUUUGCACUGAAUUUGAUGGAGAAAAAACCGGAACGUGGAUUUUAUAAAAUAUCCGUCGCGGCAGGAUCUGUGACGAAUACUGUCACUGUAAAAGUUCUCUGCGAAGUGGUAGUUGAUUACUUGGAAAUCGGUACUGCCGACGCCGAUCAAACUACUCAGCCAAAGCUUACACGAGCGACAUAUCCAAAGAAAUUGUCUGAAAAAAUAGAGGCCGAUUCUCAACAGAAGCUAGUAAUGCGAUUUUUGUUCAAAGAUGGUACUAUUAAGAAACCUAUGCGCACCCAUCAGACCUUUGUACGACUUUCUUCGGUGUCUGAUUCGAACAACGAUAAGAAGGAACGUGAAAUUCUGUUAGUUGCCGAACCAGAUGCAUCGCAUCUUUAUAAAUUCGAUAUGCCAGUAGGAAGUAUGGCAGCAAAUUUUGAUUAUCAAAGCGGGGAUUACAAUGUGGAGCUGAUCGUUGGCGAUGCAGUAUUAAGUAAUCCUUUCCAGUGGACAAUUGCAACGGUCAGUUUAAAAUUCCCUGAACCGACUUCGAUCGAACGAGCAGACAAGAGUGUCUCUAAAUACAAGUCCAAUAUUUACGAGACCAAACCGGAGAUAAAGCACAUGUUCCGCGAGCGCGAAAAGAGACCUCCUGCAUUUGUUUCCAAUUUAUUCAGCGGUUUGUGCUUAGCUCCAGUUCUUUUGUUACUGAUUUUGUGGGCCAAACUUGGAGUGAACAUAUCAAAUUUCCCAAUUUCGGUUAGCGCGCUUACAUUCCAUCUUGGAUUGGGAAGUAUUUUCGUGCUCUUUGGAAUAUUUUGGUUGAAGCUGAACAUGUUCGUCACUCUUCGAUAUCUUCUUGGCCUUGGUGUCGUUACUUUCCUCGCAGGCAACAAAAUGUUAUCGCGUAUAGCACAUAGACACAAGUUACGUUAAAAUGUGUUACAGGGCAGAAUAAAAUGUUUGCCCAUUUUAAUGAAAUCAUUCAUCAAACGGAGAGAAGAAAUCGGGAGAAUAACGUAAUCGAUCGAUUACGAUGCAACAUCAAUUUUGUAAUACAAGAUCAUCGACUGUGCGAUAGAGCGAUGAUAUUUUCUAUCGCAGUUAGGCGUAAGCAAGAUAGUUUUUAAAAUAAUUUCUGUAGCGAUUCUCGGUGUUAUCGAGCAAGACUAAAAAUAUUCAGUGCGCACCUAUCAUUCCAUUGCUCUUGUUAUCCGUUAACCGUUGAUGUAUGUGUGGUCUUCAAGAGAAUGUGUAAAAAACAACUUGAACAAAAUAUACAAAUUCUUUACA